Gopherus evgoodei (Goodes thornscrub tortoise) is the source of this 9913-nucleotide messenger RNA. RefSeq names its product alpha-1,6-mannosylglycoprotein 6-beta-N-acetylglucosaminyltransferase (gene MGAT5). The coding region runs from base 153 to 2381 and encodes 742 amino acids. The transcript has 16 exons. Lineage: Eukaryota; Metazoa; Chordata; Testudines; Testudinidae. Gene Ontology annotation, molecular function: alpha-1,6-mannosylglycoprotein 6-beta-N-acetylglucosaminyltransferase activity. Gene Ontology annotation, cellular component: Golgi apparatus. The record is from RefSeq and is a predicted model, not a curated record. Gene Ontology annotation, biological process: protein N-linked glycosylation.
AGGAUGGAACUGAAAGGAGGAAAUACACUGACUAAUGCACCAGAGUGAGAUUGAUUCCUGCAUUGUGAUCUUUACAUACCUGGACCAUGCAUUUGCUCCUUGGUUUCAUGCUUUAAGAACCCGUGCAGAGAUUGUGAAGCUGUUGGGAAGCCAUGGCAUUCUUUACUCCAUGGAAACUAUCUUCUCAGAAACUUGGCUUUUUUCUGGUGACUUUUGGCUUUAUUUGGGGAAUGAUGCUUCUGCAUUUUACUAUUCAGCAGCGAACUCAGCAUGAAAGCAGUUCAGUGCUUCGUGAGCAGAUAUUGGAUCUCAGCAAAAGAUAUAUCAAAGCAUUGGCAGAAGAAAAUAGAAAUGUGGUUGAUGGGCCUUAUGUUGGGACAAUGACAGCAUAUGAUCUAAAGAAAACUCUUGCAGUCUUAUUGGAUAAUAUCUUGGAGCGUAUUGGCAAGCUAGAGUCCAAGGUGGAGAACCUUGUAAUUAAUGGCACAGGAGCAAACUCUACCAACAGUACCACCACUGCUGCUCCCAGCUUAGGAGCAGUUGAAAAGCUCAAUGUAGCAGAUCUCAUUAAUGGAGCCCAGGAACAGUGUGAAUUGCCUCCUAUGGAUGGCUUCCCUCACUGCGAGGGCAAAAUAAAGUGGAUGAAAGAUAUGUGGCGAUCGGAUCCAUGUUAUGCAAGUUACGGUGUGGAUGGGUCGACAUGCUCCUUUUUUAUUUACCUCAGUGAGGUUGAAAACUGGUGUCCUCAUUUACCUUGGAGAGCAAAAAAUCCUGAUGAAGAAACUGAUCAAAAAGCGAUGGCUGAAAUUCAUACCAACUUUGAUCUCCUCUACAAAAUGAUGUCAAGGCAUGAAGAAUUCCGAUGGAUGAUGUUGCGCAUCAGACGAAUGGCUGAUGCUUGGAUUAAAGCAAUUAAGUCACUUGCAGAAAAGCAAAACCUGGAGAAAAGAAAACGAAAAAAAAUCCUUGUUCAUUUGGGACUUUUAACAAAGGAAUCUGGAUUCAAGAUUGCAGAGAAUGCGUUUAGUGGUGGCCCACUUGGUGAAUUAGUCCAAUGGAGUGAUUUAAUUACAUCUCUCUACUUACUGGGCCAUGACAUUAGGAUAUCAUCUUCACUGGCAGAGCUCAAGGAGAUUAUGAAGAAGGUUGUAGGUAACAGAUCUGGCUGCCCUACUCAGGGAGAUAAAGUGGUAGAACUCAUUUACAUUGAUAUUGUGGGACUUACUCAGUUUAAGAAAACGCUUGGUCCAUCAUGGGUUCAUUACCAGUGUAUGUUACGAGUACUGGAUUCGUUUGGGACUGAACCUGAGUUUAAUCAUGCUCAUUAUGCCCAGUCUAAAGGCCACAAGACGCCAUGGGGGAAAUGGAACCUUAAUCCACAGCAGUUUUAUACAAUGUUCCCUCACACUCCAGAUAACAGCUUCCUUGGGUUUGUGGUGGAGCAGCAUCUGAAUUCCAGUGACGUUAACACCAUUAAUGACAUCAAAAGGCAGAAUCAGUCACUUGUUUAUGGCAAAGUAGAUAACUUCUGGAAGGAUAAGAAGGCUUAUUUGGACAUCAUUCAUACCUACAUGGAAGUCCAUGGAACUGUCCACGGGACAAGUACUGUCCAUAUGCCCAGCUACGUGAAAAACCAUGGCAUCCUUAGUGGGCGAGAUUUGCAGUUUCUGCUGAGAGAAACAAAAUUGUUUGUUGGACUUGGAUUUCCAUAUGAAGGGCCUGCUCCCCUAGAGGCUAUUGCUAAUGGAUGUGCUUUUCUAAAUCUAAAAUUUAACCCACCGAAAAGCAGCAAAAAUACAGACUUUUUCAAAGGCAAGCCAACACUCCGAGAGUUGACAUCUCAGCAUCCCUAUGCUGAGGUUUACAUUGGGAAGCCUCAUGUCUGGACUGUGAACAUCAAUGAUCCUUCUGAGGUCGAGAAUGCAGUGAAAGCAAUUUUGAAUCAAAAGAUUGAACCUUAUUUGCCCUAUGAGUUUACAUGUGAGGGGAUGCUACAAAGGAUGAAUGCAUUCAUUGAAAAGCAGGAUUUCUGUCACGGGCAAGUGAUGUGGCCCCCGUUAAGUGCACUGCAGGUAAAAAUUACUGAACCCGGAAAAUCAUGUAAACAAGUUUGUCAGGAAAACCAGCUCAUCUGUGAGCCAUCCUUCUUCCAGCACCUUAACAAAGACAAGGAUCUGCUGAAAUAUAACGUGGAAUGCCAGACUCUUGAAUCUGCAAAUGAUAUCGUGGUCCCAUCUUUUGAUGAAAGCAGGAAACACUGCAUUUUUCAGGGCGAUCUUUUGCUGUUCAGCUGUGCAGGAUCCCAUCCAAACCACAAACGAAUCUGCCCCUGCAGAGACUACAAUAAGGGACAGGUUGCACUUUGUAAAGAUUGUCUAUAGCAGCAGCAGCAGCACCUUGCUUUAGUUUGCGGACAAACAAAAUGGUUUUGAGAGAACUACUUAUACUUCCUGCACUUUUGUCCAGUUGUCUUGCUGCAGGCCGAGCAAAUGCUGCCAAGCGGAAUUCUCUGAGAAGAGGGAUUCAUAACGAACAUCGAAAUGAUUUUUAUUUUUUUUCUAAGUGAACACUUGCAGUGGAGCUCUUUGAAAUCUUCCACCUACUCAAGGAGAAGAGAAAUGAUGUUCCAUGCUUUGUAACAAUUUGGAGAUCAUGGCGAAGAACAGUUUGUAGAAAAUUCCCAGACCCAUCAAACUUUUUGUUGUUUUUUGGAAGAAACAAGUGUUUUCUAUUUUUUUAACAAAUUAAAACAUCCCAUCAUCAUCAGCUAAGAAUAUGAACAUCAUUCCAGUACAAAAUUGGGGAAAAAAUGCACUGGGGGGGGGGGAGAUGACUACAUUUAUUAUUGGGGCACUAUUUUGGGUGCUGCUGUAGCUUGAAUGGCUAUAAAAUGGUGCAUUUCACAAGAACUUGGUAACACAAAUAACAAUACAUAGCUGCCUGCUCCCAGUCCUUUUUUAAAUCCUCACAUACUACAAGGUACCGUCUGCAUCACAACUACUGUACCGGAGCACUCUAAACAGGAAGCUCUGGGAAUGUGAGGAUCAGUGGCUGCCAGAGUGUGACACAUCCUGUUGUUGCUUGAGUACUGAUUAUGAUUGUGGCAUACUCUGGUGUGGAACAGCCAUGGAAGCAUACGACCAUUUUAAAAUGGACUUGUUGUCGUCAGUUUACCGGGUCUGUUUAGAGAGUGAUCCUUGGAAUUUGCCCAUGCUUCUGUUCUGUUGAAUGUCUGCCUAUUCAACAUACUGUGUGAAGCAAAAAGUAUUCCGCAUCAUUUGAGCAAUAUUAUUUGAUCCUCCGUUUGCUAUACCUUACAGUAGUUAAAGCAUUACUGCAAGAUGGAGAAAGGAUCAAAACUAACUAUAAAUUAUUGUAUCAUAGGAAUGUAAACAGUCUUCAUAACAAGCUCUGUUUUUAAAGAGGAAGAUAUUUUAAAGAGCAAUUAUGAGAGAAGGAAAACUUCUUAGGAAAAAUAUUGUUGAUUGCUUUUCUGGAUUCUUUCUUUUUUUUAAAUAGGCGGGCCAGUGAUGCAUUUAAAAACUACAGUUAAUUACCUACCAAGAGUUUGAAUUGAAAUUCAGUCUUGUUUAGAACAGUGAACUAAAUCUUUUUAAAUAGUAACAUAUCUUUUUAUUUUUUUUUAUAAAGAGUAAAUUUCUAUUUUGUUGCAGCACAAGCUGACGUUUGAAAGCACUGUUCAUGGCUGGGAAAAGUUAUGUUAAAUUAGAGGGAAAUGAAUUGCUUAGUCUGCAGUAGGAUUUGAAAAAGACCGUAGUUGCAGUUUUAAAACUUGGGUAUUUCCCUGUCAUAACUGAAAAACCUCAAUUUGAUUUUUUUCUCCCCUUUCUUUGUGAAGAUUUAACAAGCACUACCUAGUCUCUCCAUUAAUGAAAGUAUAGGCACUUUAAAAUUUUUCUCUAGAAUAUAUCAGGUUCACUCAUUUUUUAUACCCAUCAUUCAUUAUCUGUGUGAGAGUACUGAAGUCUCUCAUGACCUACCAAAGACCAAAUAAGGGAAACAUGACUGAAACUGUCAAAUUAUCCAGAGAAGUUAACAGAGAAGUAAAAGUUCAGUUUCCAACUUGAGUGUAAUUUCAAGUAUGUUUAAAUUCCCUAAUUCAACACUCCUAUUUCAUUGUUACACAAUGUAACAAGUACUGCAGACUAGAUAGAAAUUGGUGUCUAAAUGAUAGAGUGUCCAGAAAGUAUAUAUGGCAGGUGCCUGUGCAGCAGUGUUUAUCAAUAAUAACUGGGAUGUAAUGAUAGUAAAGCUUCUGUAAUUGCAAUAAUUCUACAAAAAUAGAACAUAACUGGUUACUUAUUAGGCAUAGUUUUGUAUGAAAAGAAAUUGAGCAGUUGUUGGGAGUGUCGCAGGCAUUCCCUCAGUCAGCAUGGAUGCUGUUUGCAUUGGCUUUUAAUAUCCAGGGAACUCUGAUUCUUGGCUUUUUUUAGGAUUAGAAUCUGAGGUGCCUCAACAGUUCAUUUUAGGUGUUCUCCAUAUUCCUGUACAUAUGAUACAAGUACAGCCAGAAGAAUCCCAGGCUUUAAAGAAAAUAUGCGCACCAAUUUGGGCCUUAUAUCUGGCAUUAACUUAUUGGUUACAACAGAAUCUGCCUUUCUGUGAUGCAACCUGAGUUUUGGUAAUGAGAAAUAUAAUAAGUUAGAUGGAACAUCACAUCAUACAUUGGCAAUAAAGACUUGUGUGUGCGUGCUUAAAUAAUCCAAAGCACCAUUGCCUACUGUAAUAUAACAAUUAGAAAACAUUUGCUGUUUUAAAAAAAAAAAAGGCGCUAAGCUGUAAAUACACUCUUGUUUCUUACCAUUGUAUGGAACACAUUGCAUAAUACAAUUUGCUUUGCCUCUAAAAACUGAGGAUAGAGGAUUUCUGCUAGUUUGUUGAUACUGCCAUCUCUGAUGCACUGUAUUGUUCAGUAAUAUAGUGCUGUCAGUGCAGUCUUAACCACAGCAGGGGGAGCUAUGGUCUCUGUAGUAUUUGUUUAUUUCUGAGCUACUGAAUUUUGUUACUGUAUAUUGGAGAAAGGGAGGAGGAGGAGAGAGAACCAUUAAGCUCCUUCCAGCAGCAGAAAUCAAUGAUUUUUUUUGGUGGGAGGAAGGGGGGAUAAUCAGUAGGGCUACAUCCUACUCCCACAGAGAAUUUUGGGAAUUUUGCUGUUCCCUUCAAAAGUCCUGCCCAAUAUGAGACAUUUUCCAAGGACUUUGUUUUGUUAUUGUUGUGUCUAAACCUUGAAGAUGCUGAGCUCUCUCUUCAAAAGGAAAAGUACUCUUACAAUGUGCAGCUUCAGUUUUAUUUUCUGAAAGAGAGAAGCAUGUUAGAUCAUGGGAGAUAACUUUCUGCAUAUGGAUAUUCUUUGUUUUCAAAUUCUGCUUUGCUUGCCUUGAAGACUUAUUGGAUAGAAAAAAACUGAAGUUGCUAUCAACAUUUAGUUUUGUUUUUUUUCCUGUGGUAAUAGUCUUUAAAUGUAUAAGCAUGUGGGUUCUUGUACAACGGAACACUCCAUUUUGCAAGUAAGCACUCAGGCAGAUGCAUAGGGUAUUAUUUUAGAAAUUACGAAUCAUUCACUAAAAUUGUUGAACUAGAUUGUUGCCCAUUUUUUCUAAAAUGUGGACACCAUCUUCUGUCAUAAACUCCACAAUUAAGCUGAGUCUUUCCCCUCUUACUUAAAUAAUGUAUUGUCCACAUACUGCACUUGAAUGAUGGCUUUGUGGAAGAAUGAUUGGUUAUAAGAUGAGAUUGCAUUAAUGUAUGUAUUUUACUUUAUUACUGAAACUCGCACUUCCUUUUUCAGACUUCAGGUUUUUGCAAGAAUUAAUUUUGGAUACCCUGACCUGUAAUUGAUGGAAAUCAGGUGUGUCAAAACUGAACUAUAACAAUCAUAUUAUAAGCUCAUAAACAUAUCCGUCAUAAAUCAAAAAAUUCUUUUGUUUUAAACUUUUGUAUUUUUGGUAUGUGACCUGAUUUUUGAAAAAUCUUAUUCCUAUGAGAUUAGAAAACUUGAGAAAAUAAUUUACAUAAUUUAUUAAAGUUAACAUAAAAGGCUUUCCUUUGAAAGGUAAAGUUGGUAAAUAUACACUGUUUAAAAAUGCCAAUAAAAACCUCAUUUAUUUCAUAUAUGCAAGUUGAUUUGCACAUGUAUAACUAGAUAAGCUUUUUGCAUAUUUGGCUUAGUUUUCUUUGUGGUUGUGUGUCUUUUGUUUCUUUGUAAUUUAUUAGUUACAAUUAUAUGUUUUGCUUAAUGUCAGAUUAAGUUACUUCUGCAAAUAUUUAAUGUUUAUGUGCCUUUAUUUUUGGAUGGAUGUUUGGAAUGUGGGUACUGUGUGAACAAGUAUAAUGGAACGCUGAUUUUAGGGUUUAAAAAAGGCCUUGUUGCUAUAUAAAUACUAAGUGUGACUUCUAAAAUGUUUUUUUAAAUAGCUGAGAAAAGUUGUCUAGAAAUAUGAAGAAAAAGACAUAACUGGUUCUUUGCAAAGAAUCGCCAUUGUAAAUGUAAUAUCCUUUGUUGAAUGUGUGUGGUCUGAUGGGAAGAUAGUGCAUUGGAAUGCAAUAUUUAAAUAUAGCUCUGUUGUUUAAUGACCUUGGAGCUUAAUAGAUCUACAAUGCCCCACAAGAAGACAGUGAAGAGCUGGAAGUAGCUAUUAAAAUUGCCAAACAUGAGUUUAAAGAAAUGGGAGAGACACAUUAAAGAUUGUGAAGUACUCAGAUAUUUCAGUAGUGGGGAUAUAUAAGACUUACAUGAGUCUGGAUGCCUGAAAAUGUUUUAUUCAUUUGCUGGCACUACUAGCCAGAAUACAAUUGUUUGUUUUUCAUGAGUAUCUGACUUUAUGCAAUUAGAGUCCAUAAUUGAGAGGGAACUCAGGGUACUCAGCACCUGGCAGGCUCUUGGCAAAUUAGAAAUGUUUCUUUCCUGGAGGAAAAGGAGAUUUUGAAUAGCUUAUGAUCAAAUUUCAGUGUAGCAAGAUCUAGUGGACUAACCUUGGAAACGGGGGCCAGGAACUCCUAGGUUCCAAUUGCAGCUCCAUCACUGAUUUCUGCAUCAUUUUGUAAGUCAUUUAUUGCCUGAUUUUUUUUUUUUUCCUCAGAGGUACUUAGCCCCCACAGCUUCCAUUGACUUCAAAUGGAAAAUGAGGUCAUUAACCUGUGUUUCUUUUUCCUCUGUACAAUACAGCUUCUAAUACCUAUUGUGCUUGCAUACCUCAGCCUGGUGGUGUGAGGAUUUUAGCUUGUACUCCACUUUGAAAAUGCACAAUAGAGUGCAACAUAACUGCUGGUGUGCCCUGCCCCUUUAUAUGGCUCACUUACCCAAGUUACAUAGAUGAUUUGGAAGCUUAGGGUUGCGUUUUUACUAUAUACGAAUCCAAAUUGCUUUCUCAAGUAUGUCUGGCUCACAGUGCAUUUAGGGCCAGAUUCUGUUCCCAUCAACGUCAGUGGUGGAAUGGACUUGAAAGGAGGCUGGAUCAGAUUCUGGUAGCUUUUGCAUCCACCACCUCCAUUCUGUUUUCUUCAAAUUAAGAAAGGAGCUACUCCCGUUAAUAAACAGGAGGCACAGUUUGAUGAACGGGAUUAACAGUUUGAUUCAAAUGGGAUAAAGGUUUCACAUUUUAACUUACUUUUAUCAAUGAUAGGCUCUCUUGUGCAUCUGUCAGUCAUAAAUGGUUCUGAAUUGUUCACUGCUGUGAUGUAUCUUUCUGCCAUGAUGCUUCGUUUAUUUAAAAGUGUAUAUAAUUUAAUAUUUUAAAUAGGUUGAAGUUUUGUUUAAAUAUCCAUUCACCGGGGGGGGGGGGUGUUUCAGUUUCUAAAGAAAAACACAGAUGACAGAUUCCUAUUAUGACAAUCUUCAGUGGGAAGUGAGUGAUUAGUUGUUGCUGUAGCUCUGAUUUUAUUCAGAUGUACUUCGUUUUGUUGGCAUGGUCACAAAUAUUGGCCUGGCUUUGUGAUAUUUGGGCCACAGCCACUUCACUUUUAUCUCUUCAUUAGCAGAGCUACAUCCACUUCUAGUUCUCCUUUGUCCCACUGUCUUCAGGGCGGAUCCAAUCAAUGAGAUUUUCAAUUGGCAUCAGUCUGCUUGGAACAAGAACAGGGAAGGCUUAGGAGGCCUCUAAAUAAAUAUAUUGCUGUUGCUGUAAAUCCAACCUUUCAAUAUAUUGCUUUAAAAUCUAUUAUUGAAACAAAUCUUUUCCUUCAUAUUUUUAAACUGCUUUAUAGAAAAAUGUUUUUUCAAUUUGUUUGAAACUUUUCAGUAUAAUGCUAUCUAAUAGAAUAAGAACGUGUCCACAAGAUCAGCAAACUGAUUCCUGACCACGAGUGCAGACUAUAGGAGAUGUAUUGCAAAUGCAAAUGGCUGAAGCUUGGCUGUCUCCCGUUGAGUUAUCAAUCCUAUCCUUGUUCACAGAGCUAAAUGUCUGAACACAGUUCAGCUACCACAAACCUCUUAUUUAUACUUGUACAUGGCUUAAUUUUAAUUUAUCCUCUUAUGUUAAUACUCUUAAAACAACAGCAAUACUAUUUUGAGUCAGCAGACCCACUCUAACCCUUCAAGAACUCAACGUUAAUUUAACUAAUGUAACAUUGUCAAAUAGUUAAGACCAAGUAUUUGCUCUGCUUUAUACCCUAAUAAAAUAAGAAUAACCUUGACAUUCCAAACACAGAACCUGUUUUAAAAAUCCACUUGCUAUAAAAUCUGUAAUGGCCUUCCAUCUGCUGUCUGCAGGAGAGAUGAAUACUAGCUGUGGUCUAGACUGACAGUGUGUCCAACAGCACUAACCUGGACUACUCAUGUGAGUAAAGCUACUUAUGUGCACAAGUUCUUUAGGAUCAUAAGGGUACAUGUUGCGGCAUUGCAAUAUGAUGAACCCCUCCCUGUUCCUACUGAAGUUAAUGACAAUGUGUCCAUUGACUUCUGUGAGAGGAGACAUUUGCAUCGCACUGAAAGUUCUGACCGUCUGGUGUCACCGUUAGAAAGCAUGGAGCCAAAUCCACUCCAACCUUCCCCUGGCCAUGCAGUAAGGGUUCAGUGUUUCAAGGUGCUGGACACUGGCCCUGAUCUAACAAAGCAAUGGCUUAGCUUUAAGUAAGUGAAUAUCCUCACUGAGUCGAUUGAGCCUACCCCAUUUGCUUAAAGCUGAAGACAUUAAAUGCUCUGCUAGAUCAGGAGAGAAUGUGCAGUACUUUGAGUGAUCAAGCCUCAUAAGAGCACAAAACACACAGGGCCAAAUUCAUCCCUGCUGCCACUAUGUUAGCUUCAGUAGGGUUAUACCAAGAAUGAAUUUGCUGCAUUCAUUAACAAAUUUUUUGCUGUAAUCAUUGAUGCUGGAGACCAUAAAAGAAAGUAACCUCCUUGGUUUGUUCUCUCUAAGAAAUACAGGGAGGAACAAGGAAAUGCAGUAUUUGCCAAGUGGAAAAGGAAAUUACUAGGGUCAGAAAUGUUACCUGAAAGAUUCUGAAGCUAUUCAAGAAAAGGUGGGUGGGCGAGUAAAAAGAUAAAUUUAAAUACUAUCAUUAAGUAUUUUGAGUUUUGAAGGGCCUAAUUCUGCUGUCUUUGUUCACAGAAAAUUUUGAAGUCAAUGGGAGAUUUGCAUGUACACAAGAACUUUAGGGUCAGGCUCACGUUAUAUGUUUUCAUUUUUAACUAUCUCUUGAAAUUUAGUUCUUUGCUUUUCUGAAUGGUUGUGUUCCACUAUGUUAGGUUCAAGCGGUUUGAUUCACAUAGUACAAGUUGCAAUGGCUGGUAACAUUUUGUCAAAUUAUUGAAAUUCACUAGGAUGCGAUUCUUUAAAAAUAUGUAAAUGUCUGAAUGUGUAUUUUAAUGGCAUAGAACUACACUUUGAUUUUGCUGUUGUAGAGAGAACUAAGGAGAACUUUAUUUUUCAAUAAACUUUUUCUUGUGUGAUUUGGA